Messenger RNA from Anoplopoma fimbria (sablefish), 7114 nucleotides. It is a transcript of the gene pdgfra, whose product is annotated as platelet-derived growth factor receptor, alpha polypeptide. Gene Ontology annotation, biological process: embryonic cranial skeleton morphogenesis; positive regulation of kinase activity; platelet-derived growth factor receptor signaling pathway. Gene Ontology annotation, cellular component: signaling receptor complex. Bases 189 to 4562 code for a protein of 1457 amino acids. Gene Ontology annotation, molecular function: ATP binding; platelet-derived growth factor binding; platelet-derived growth factor alpha-receptor activity. NCBI's taxonomy places the organism in Eukaryota, Metazoa, Chordata, Actinopteri, Perciformes, Anoplopomatidae. The transcript has 29 exons. The record is from RefSeq and is a predicted model, not a curated record.
ACGGUCGCGGAUGCGGACAGAGGGUCGUAUGCUCUCCCAGCGCCGGAUCUCUGAGGAUUACAGCCGGCUGCAACACAACAAAACAGGGACCCUCGCUGUGCCUUUAGGAGCCACCGAUUCACUGUGGAUGUACUGACACCAAAGGAAUACAAAGAGGGGAUUAAUACAAGGCUGGAACAUCCAUAACCAUGGAUGGGGUGAAGACGUGCGUGGUCUUCGGGGGUUUCCUGGUGGUGCUGGUUUCAGUUGCUUCCAGUCUGUCGCCACCUACCAUCGUGUCCAACGAAGAAGAGUUCAUCCUCCGGCCCAACUCCGUGUUCAACAUCAGCUGCACCGGUAAAAAGAACGUCAUCUGGGCCGAACCGCUGCCGGAAAACACCUUCGUGUACCCCGGAUACUACACCGCCACGCUUUUCAUUUACAACGCCACCGUGGAAAACACCGACUACUACAUGUGCACCUAUGAGUUCCAGGAGGGCGAACCAGAAGAAGAAAACGAGGCGGGAAUUUACGUCUUCGUCCCAGAUCCUCAGGUUCCUUUCGUCCCAGAGACCCCCGAAAACUUGGUAGUCCCCAUGGAGAAUAUGGGGGUCCCCAUCACCUGCCGAGUGUCCAACCCUUACUCUCACGUCAUCCUGAGGAGCAUCGCCAGUGGAGAGGAGAUGUCCGCCCUCUACGACAACAAGAUGGGCUUCUUUGGAAACCUGUCGCCGGGGCAGUACCGGUGUGAAACCGUGGUGAACGGCCAGACGAUGACCAGCGCCAUUUACACCGUGGUGAACGAGGAGGAUUUUGACGUGAAGGUGAAAGCCAGUGUGGAGACGGUGCGAGCCGGGCAGCCCUUCAACAUCACAUGUGUCGCUCCCACCGGACUGAACUUCCAUCAGCAGUGGCUGCAUCCGAAAAAACAGGCGGUGGAUGCAGUUCAGAUGAAGCAGACUUUUCCCGAUCGGGUCGUCUACACCCUCAGCAUCCCACAAGCCACCUCUCAGGACAGCGGCGUCUACGAGUGCUCCGUCGCCGAGGAGACGAGCGGGGAGGUCAGAGCCGGAAGCGUGGCGGUCACCGUCUUCGAGGAGAAUUCCUUCGUCGCUCUGGACCACGGUGGGCUUCAGGCCACGGAGUUCAUCAGCCUCUUAGAGGAGACGGAGUUCAUCGUCCUCAUCAAUGCCGACCCGGCUCCCAAAGUCACCUGGAUGAAGGACGGCAAAGACUUGUCACAGAGCUUCUACGUCCUCACCAAGACUAGCCACGUGAACGGGAACUGGUAUGAAAGCGUUCUGACAUUACGACAGCCUCUGGUGAAAGACGACGGGAAUUACACCAUCACGGCCCUCAGCGGCUCUCGCACUGCUCAGUUCUCCUUCACAGUCAAAGUGAAAGCCCCCACUGCUAUGAUGUUCCCUCCAUCCUCCGCCCCCGUGCUGCUGCCACAGGUGGAGGAGCUGGUGGUGCCCCUCCACACUGCUUUCACCUUGACCUGUAGCGGAGAGGCCAAACUCGGCUGGAUGACGCCGCUCGACGCGCACGAGGAAACGCGGGAGGACAACAGCGGCCUGUUCGUCACCUCCGUCACCGUGGAGAACGCCACGGCGACGCACACCGGCUACUACACCUGCUUCUACAGCCGGAACACCACGGAGGACGUGGAGGACAGCAGCAUCUACAUCUAUGUGCCAGAUCCAGAUGUUCCCUUUGUGCCGUUGCUGGUGCCUUAUGGCAACCACUUCCUGUUUGACCACGAGGAUAUGGAGAUCCAGUGUCGGGUGUCCGAUCCCAGUGCUAACGUGACACUGGUUAAUGUCGACACCCAGCAGCCUGUUACCAGCGUCUACGACAGCAAGAGGGGCGCUCUGGGAGUUUUCACCGCUGGAACCUACGUCUGCAAGGCUCUCGUUAACGGAGAGGAACACUACAGCGGGGAAUACAUCGUCCACGGCUGGGCAGGUGGCUCUCUGCAUGUUGAGCUGAUGGCACAACGGUCCGCUCUGCUGUUGGGAGACACCAUCGUCGUCACCUGUCUGGCUCGGGGAUCUGAGAUUCUGGAGGACCACUGGAAAUACCCUGGAAAACUGGCUAAUCGUGGGAUCAAAACAGUGCAAGAGAACAAGAAGGAUCAGGAGAUCCGCUACACUCUGACCAUCCCACAGGCCUCAGACAAAGACAGCGGCAUCUACUCGUGCUCCAUCACCGACAUCAUGAGCAACGAGAGCCAGACAAAGGAGCUGGUCAUUCGAAUUUUUGCGCGGGAGAUCAUGUCCGUCCGGCCCGAGUUUGGAGAAUAUGAAUCGGCGGAGCUGGAUGAGGUUCGAGAGUUCAAGGCUGAAAUCAGCUCCUUCCCCAGCGCUCACGUCACUUGGCUCAAAGACGGCGUCCCGCUCAGCGACGUGACGGCGGAGAUCUCCACCAGCCUCCGGCAGCUCAGCGAGACCAGCUACUCGAGUGUUCUCACCCUGAUCCGAGCCAAAGAGGAGGACAGCGGGAACUACACCAUGCGGGUGGAGAACGGAGACUACAGACGUGAUGUUGAGUUGAUCCUGGAGGUCAAAGUGCCUGCAGUCAUUGUGGACCUGAUGGACAUCCACCACGGCUCAGCCACCGGCCAGUCUGUGGUGUGCAUCACCAGAGGGCAGCCCACUCCGGUGGUGGAGUGGUUCGUCUGCAAGAACAUCAAACAUUGUGCCAACGACUCGUCCGCCUGGGUGCCGCUCCCCGCCAACUCCACGGAGGUCACCAUGGACUCGCACUUCGACGAGGAUAACAACCUGGAGAGCCAGGUCAUGUUUGGUCACCUGGAGAGCACGCUGGCGGUGCGCUGCCUGGCCAGGAACGAGAUGGCCGCCGUCAGCAGGGAGGUCAAACUGGUGUCCAACGGCCCUCACCCAGAGCUGACUGUAGCUGCUGCUGUGCUGGUGCUGCUGGUCAUUGUCAUCAUCUCACUCAUUGUCUUGGUUAUUAUCUGGAAACAGAAACCACGCUACGAGAUCCGCUGGAGGGUCAUAGAGUCCGUGAGUCCGGACGGCCACGAGUACAUCUACGUGGACCCAAUGCAGCUUCCCUACGACUCCAGAUGGGAGUUCCCCCGAGACAGACUUGUGCUCGGUCGUAUCCUGGGCUCCGGAGCCUUUGGGAAGGUGGUGGAGGGCACCGCGUACGGACUCAGCCGCUCCCAACCCGUCAUGAAGGUGGCAGUGAAGAUGUUGAAACCCACGGCCCGCUCCAGCGAGAAGCAGGCCCUGAUGUCCGAACUGAAGAUCAUGACUCAUCUUGGACCACAUCUCAACAUCGUGAACCUCCUGGGAGCGUGCACCAAAUCAGGCCCGAUCUACAUCAUCACAGAGUACUGUUUCUAUGGCGAUCUGGUCAACUACCUCCACAAGAACAGGGAGACAUUCCUCAGCCUGAACCCAGAGAAGAGCAAGAAAGAGCUGGAUAUCUUCGGGAUCAACCCUGCGGAUGAGAGCAGCAGGAGUUAUGUGAUCCUGUCCUUCGAGAGCAAACAAGACUACAUGGACAUGAAGCAGGCCGACACUCAGUACGUCCCCAUGCUGGAGAUGAGCAGUCCCUCCAAGUACUCUGACAUCCAGACGUCUGAGUACGACCACCCGCCCUCUCAGAAAGAGGACGAGAUGGACGACCUGCUGUCAGAGGACAUGAACGAGGGCCUCAGCACCACCGAUCUGCUCAGUUUCACCUACCAGGUGGCCAAAGGAAUGGAGUUCCUGGCUUCCAAGAAUUGUGUUCAUCGGGACCUCGCCGCCAGGAACGUCCUCCUCUCUCAGGGCAAGAUAGUGAAGAUCUGCGACUUCGGACUGGCCCGAGACAUCAUGCACGACAACAACUACGUCUCCAAAGGGAGUACUUUCCUGCCAGUGAAGUGGAUGGCGCCAGAGAGUAUUUUUGACAACAUGUACACCACUCUGAGUGACGUCUGGUCGUACGGCAUCCUGCUCUGGGAGAUAUUCUCCUUAGGUGGAACCCCAUACCCGGGCAUGGUCGUGGAUUCAAGCUUCUACAACAAGAUCAAGAGCGGAUACAGGAUGGCCAAGCCGGAGCAUGCGCCUGAUGACGUGUAUGAGAUGAUGAUGAAGUGCUGGAACAGCGAGCAGGAGAAGAGGCCUACGUUCCUGGGUCUGAGUGAAUCUGUUUCUUCUCUGCUGCCCUCCAGCUACAAGAGGCAUUACGAGAGGGUGAACCACCAGUUCCUGAAGAGCGACCACCCGGCUGUGACCCGGGUGUGCGUGGAGAACGACGACGCCUACAUCGGCAUCGCCUACAAGAACCCGAGCAAGCUGAAGGACCGGGAGAGCGGCUUCGACGAGCAGCGGCUGAGCUCCGACAGCGGAUACAUCAUCCCCCUCCCAGACCUGGACCCCGUCUCUGACGACGAGUAUGGAAAGAGGAACCGACACGGAUCUCAGACGUCCGAGGAGAGCGCCAUCGAGACGGGCUCCAGCAGCUCCACCUAUGCAAAGCGCGAGGGUGAGACUCUGGAGGACAUCACGCUGCUGGACGAGAUGUGUCUGGACUGCAGUGACCUGGGGGAGGACAGCUUCCUGUGACGAGCGCCCCGUCUGUAGAUCAGAAACAUCGAGGGGGGGCUGUGAGGACGCAGGAAACUACAGAGGAAAAACCAAAGACUCUGGCUGUCUACCCUUUGCUCCUCCUCCUCCUCUUCCUGGACCGCCCAUUCAGAGGACAGAACAAAAACCACUUCCCCGUCUGGAUGCGGUGACUCUACGGCCCUCACUUCUCCCUGGACGCUGCCCCCUGUUGGGCUGGAGGAGUGACUGAGCGUCAAAGAGAACGUGACACUUUAAGGAACUCAAAGAACCAGCGAGCCUGCGUGUCGGACUUUAAAAGACCUUUUUUUUAUAAUUUGCAGAGCUUUAUUCUAUCGGGCAUUCUUUUAACAGCAAUAUAAGCAAGAAGGGACGAACUCAACGCCACAGGAUAUCAUACAUAUGAUACAUAUAUAUGUAUAUUUAACCACUACAGAUGCACUAGACUAAAGGAGUCCAAUACUAGCAACAGCAUUGGCAGGUAAACUCACUUCACACUCACCUGCUGCAAGAGAAGAAGCACCUGAUGCUGGCACAAUCAGUAGCAAUACUCAGAUUUAAAAGCACAAAAUCUGGACUUUGUUUUUUGGCGUACGAUGCGACCAUAUACUGUUUUUUUUAAUAGCGGAACACGUGCGGUAAUUCAAAAUUUAUUUUUGUACUUCAUCAUUGUGUAAACGUGUGUUAUUUGUGAAUACCGUGGUUUUUGAGAAUAGAGCUUUUAUGUCGCCCCAAAUAGAAAAGAAUUAUGUUCCCAAAUGUCAACCCUGCAGACUUCAGUCACAUGUGUCACGUGGGCUUUGAAGAGAAACAAAAAACGAAGUGUGAUUGUAUUGUAAAUAGCUCCAGAGUUGUUGUUUUUUAUAUAAGAGAGAGUUAUUGGGAUAACAGUUAUUUUAUGUAAGCACAUAUCAAGCUUCUGCACCCUCAAUGGAGCCAAGGCUUCUGAUGAAUCCAUGGCAACAAAGCAAUUAUAACACAUUUUCCUCCAAUAGGAAUCAAAUUUACCGUCAUAUAAUGGACAGCAUAUAGUCUUUGAAGAUAUUUGCGGAUUAGAAAUAUUCAUAUUUUAUCAUGUUUUUAAUGUUUGAUAUGGAUAGUAAUCAUUUAAGCUACAACAAAAAUGAGGAAAUGAAAGAGAUGAAAGAGAAAUCAAGUUCAUCAUGUCAGCAAACACGGCAAAAAGUUCUUUAUAUCCAAGAGCUUGAGCAGCAGGUUCAGUCCUCCGGUCUCAUAUUUGAUCUGAGGUCUGACGUCUUUAAAGUGUCGCAGCGAUGACGUGUCAGCAACACACUGGUUCCCUCGACAAAAAGACAAAGAGAUUAUUUUAUUGGAUUUUAGUUUAUUACAGAAAAUGACCUCUGUGGCAAACAAACAUUUAUGAUACAUGUUUGUUCAUCAAGAUAAUCUUCACAAAUCAACACCACUUUUAUGAUUCUUGAAGCGUAAAUACAAUCAGCAGAAUUAAAAAGCGUUAGGCUAUAAAACAAAUACUGUAAAUAUGAAGUGGACGUAGUCGUCAUGAUUUGUGGACUGCCGUUUUGAAGGGUCAAGUUUGGCUUUAUGUCCGUCGCCAUCUUGUUUUUUUACAACCAGUGAACAGAAGUGACCAUAUUUGGACUUAACGCCCUAAAGCAUCCCCUGCUUUAUGGUCUGUUUGACUCUAAAUGGAGCAUCAUUUACUAAAUGAACAUCAUGCUGUAUUGAAGAAGACUUGAAACUAGAGAUUGAGACCAUAAACUCAUGUUUACAAUGUUUACUGAGGGAAUAAAUCAAGAGAGAAGUAGAGUCAUUUUCUCAUAGACUUCUAUACAACCAGAGGAACUCCACCCGUCACAUGACUUCACGUCUCCGCCAAUAAGCUAAAGGACGUCUAGUGUUGGCGUUUAGUCGUCUCAUUCAGACUCAUUUUAAGACACGUAAAAGCUUCUAAAUUCACCAGAGGGGUAUUAACUGACCUAUUUUAUAUCGUAGAACAAAACGUUAGAAUCUCUUCAGCUUGUGUUAAACACAAACCUUACUUCAGACAUUCAAAAAACACAUUGUCUUUAGACCAGGGAACUGGAAGUGUAAAAAUGCCGACUCAUUUCCUCAUUCCUGCAGCUCUCCAUUAGAAGGUUCUAGUUAAACUCAGACACUAGAUGGACUAGAGGUUCACGUCGAUGUUAUACAUCAGUUUAUGUGUAGACUCUGUGUAAUCCUUUCUUAUCCUCCAGCUACUGUACCAGCUGUGCCACUGCCUCUUCCUGUUGACUGUGAUAUAAUCUGCAAUCAGUUGUCGCACUUUUCCUCGUUUUUUCCUCUAUUUUGUUUUGGAUGUUGCAGAAAAAAGAAAAAAGAAAGAAAGAAGUACUACAGAAAGGUCCUGCUUUGGCUCUAGAUGUGUAAUAAACCCGCGUGGAUGUGAAUGUUUGUGCCGGCGGGUGAGCGACGUGUUGAUGACGGUACAGUAUCUGUAAUAAUAGGUAAUCACACCCAAUAUGAUGAUUUAUUACUAUGUUUCAAUAUGUUACAUCAUGUACAUUCAGAUGAUUUAUAUUUCAAUAAAUGAU